Nanorana parkeri is the source of this 1634-nucleotide messenger RNA. RefSeq names its product shisa family member 4 (gene SHISA4). Lineage: Eukaryota; Metazoa; Chordata; Amphibia; Anura; Dicroglossidae. The record is from RefSeq and is a predicted model, not a curated record. The coding region runs from base 136 to 1170 and encodes 344 amino acids. The transcript has 6 exons.
AGGCUGGAGGAGGAGAAGGCCGGGUGAAGCUGCGCCUCUUUCUUCAUACAUAUUUCCACGCAGACUCGGGGCCGCCGGAGACUGUGAGCCUCAGACAAUUGCCUCCUCCCAGCGCCUGCAUCAGUGCUGCCGAAGAUGGCACCGCAACUUCUGGGAGCCGCCUGGAUCCUGCUCCAUGUCAUGGCACCUCUGGUGUCAGCAGGUGUAGACUGCCUUUGGUAUCAGGAUCACAGUGGCGGUUGGCAUCCUAGCCUUGAUUGUAAAUAUGGCACUUUUUGCUGCGGAGACUGUUACCAGAGAUAUUGCUGCUUUGAGCCUAGUAAGCUAAUCACUGAGAGGAUGCAGAAAGCCUGUCUUUCUUUAAGCCCGAAGACCAUUGCAGGCAUUGGAUUUUCUGUGCUACUCUUCUUUGUGGUAAUUGUCACAUUGGUUUGCUGCUUUAUGUGCUCUUGUUGUUACUUAUAUCAGCGGCGCCACCAGCGUUCAACCCCAUACCGAGCUCAAGAAAUCCAGAUGUCGGGUGUUUCCCAGCAACCUCUCUAUCCCAUGCAACCUCCAUACAAUAACCAGCCUCCAUACCCAACCCAGCCACCAUACGAAACCCAACCUCCAUACCAAACCCAACCUCCAUACCAAACCCAGCCUCCAUACCAAACCCAGCCUCCAUACCAAACCCAGCCUCCAUAUCCAACCCAGCUUCCAUAUCCCACACAACCCUAUCCAAUGGAUCCAAAGUUUUCACCACCUCAGCCUGGAUAUGAUCUCCAUUAUAUCUGGCUUAGAAUAGCUUCUCAAGAAAUCCAGAUGUCGGGUGUUUCCCAGCAACCUCUCUAUCCCAUGCAACCUCCAUACAAUAACCAGCCUCCAUACCCAACCCAGCCACCAUACGAAACCCACCCUCCAUCCCAAACCCAACCUCCAUACCAACCCCAGCCUCCAUACCAAACCCAGCCUCCAUACCAAACCCAGCCUCCAUAUCCAACCCAGCUUCCAUAUCCCACACAACCCUAUCCAAUGGAUCCAAAGUUUUCACCACCUCAGCCUGGAUAUGAACCUGUGGCUAUGUACCCACCAAGUGAACCAACAUCCCAGUAUCCUGUAUAUUCCCCAGCACCUCCAAUGUACAAUCCAAAUGCUCCAGCUCUGAACACAAUGUAUCCUGGUCAGUGACAACAAGAGCAUGGGAAUAGUAUUACAUUGUCUUGACUUGUUUUGCUCUAUUGAUUGUGGAUUUUUCGGAGCAACAUCCUCUAUUACAUACUGUGUGAAUUUCAGCAUUUCAUCACUCCACCAUGACAGAGACUUUCUUGGUACAACUGAUUCACGUAGUCACGCCACAGGAAUGAAGGAUUCUUUAUGCACAUUGUCAUUUGCAAGGCUGCAGAAAUACUCAUUAUUGGGUUGAGCUGCAUGGUUAUAUUCACUAAUGUUAUUGGAACACAUUUUACUAAUGUCUGUUGUGGAUAUAAUAAUGAUACAGGCUCCAUUCUUUUCCGACUUAAAGUGAAUUUGUACUAACCUUUUGUGUAUGUAAACUGCAGCAGGAUGUUACACCAGGCACUCAAAGAUACCAACAUGCUUCAAUAAUCCUUUGGACUGAUUCACACCAUAUGCAUUUUCCAGCGCAGCCUCAA